UGAGUCGCCGCCACGCUGUUGACCAUCCAGACCUCCCUUAGCACCCCUCAGUCGCGCUCAGCUCCCCCUCCACCACCGCGUCAUAUCCACGACAACACCAACACCAACACCACGCCCAAACAGCUUCAGGAACAUGGCAGCCGGAGCUAUGGCUUCCGCCGACCGUCAUCCAACAUGGAGCUUAUCCUACCGCGAGCGUUCCUUGCUGCCUUCGAGCGGAUCCCUCACUGCAUACCUCCUCCGCCUCAUGUCCAUCAAACAGACGAACCUCUGUCUCUCCGCCGAUGUCCUGACUUCCGCUGAGUUGAUCGACUUGGCAGAAACAUUGGGGGACGAGAUAUGCAUUCUCAAGACCCACUGCGACAUUGUCACCGAUUGGACCGAGCGCACUGCUCUGGCCCUGAAGGAGAUUGCGCGGAGAAAGUAUUUCCUCAUCUUCGAAGACAGGAAAUUCGCAGACAUUGGAGGCACCGUCCAAAAGCAGUACACUUCGGGCUACCACCGCAUUGCCACAUGGUCCGACAUCACCAACGCACAUAUCCUACCGGGCCCCGCCAUCGUGACCGCCCUACACAAAGCUGCCAUGGACACUAUCGUCAAAUAUAACACUAAGGUACAUACCGAAAUCUCGGCUGAUCGAACCAUACCCAAGGUGAAGGACGAGGAGGAACAAGACCCUUCAAACGGAGACGUUGCGGUGGAGUCUCCGCACCCCGAAGACAACGACGACCGACGUCUAAGCGUAACCGCAGCAGACCGGAAGCACAGCGUUGUCAGUGUCAGCACCACAAUCUCGACACGAACGGAGAGCAUAACAACCCUUCCCGAACUAGAUCUGACCGCCGACGACCACUCCAAACUCGACACAGACGCCAUGCUCCAGCGUCUGGGUCCGAUUCCUUUUCUUCGAUCGCUUCUGUUGCUCGCGGAAAUGAGCUCAGAAGGGCAUUUGUUGACUCCAGAAUACUCAAGACGCUGUGUGGAGAUUGCGAGAGACAACCGCUGCUUCGUCAUGGGGUUCAUUGCUCAGCGUAGUCUCAACACCCAACCGGAUGACAAUUUCCUGACAAUGACACCGGGCUGCCAACUGCCCCCUCCUGAAGAAGAAGGCAAGAAGCUCGGCGACGGUCUCGGCCAGCAAUACAAUACCCCCCGGCGGUUAAUCUACGACCAAGGCUGCGACGUCAUCAUCGUCGGACGCGGUAUCCUCAACGCCAAAGAUCGACGCGAGACCACGAGCCGUUAUCGGAAAGAAGGCUGGGCCGCAUACCUGGACCGGAUAGGGAAGAAGAACGGGUAGAUGAUCGGAUUGGCCGUUGGCUUGUCCCGAUCGUCGUCUUUCCCCCUGAGGACGUCCUACAUGGAGACUUUUGUAGCUCUGAUAACCUGCCGAGUGAUUCCUUCGACAAUCGGUUAUAGCCACCUCGCAAUGGCACAGCAACUCCCCAAUGCGAGGUGCACAUUCUCCGACUGGGAUUGCUGAGAGCGGAACCGUGAUGCUUCC
Messenger RNA from Westerdykella ornata, 1504 nucleotides. RefSeq names its product Orotidine 5'-phosphate decarboxylase. Gene Ontology annotation, molecular function: orotidine-5'-phosphate decarboxylase activity. The transcript is spliced from 2 exons. Gene Ontology annotation, cellular component: cytosol. The record is from RefSeq and is a predicted model, not a curated record. The coding region runs from base 134 to 1300 and encodes 388 amino acids. Gene Ontology annotation, biological process: 'de novo' UMP biosynthetic process; 'de novo' pyrimidine nucleobase biosynthetic process. Lineage: Eukaryota; Fungi; Ascomycota; Dothideomycetes; Pleosporales; Sporormiaceae.